AUGGGUAUCAAGGGCCUUAAAACCUACAUGCAAAAGAGAUACAAAUGGGAAGAGAUAGGAAAAUAUCCUCCACUAAGAGGCCCGUUGCUGAUAGACGCCAUGAGUUGCUGUUACUCUCUCUAUGAUGGAAUAGACUGGAAAUAUGGUGGCCAGUACAAAGAGCUUGAUCAGAAAUGUAAGACUUUCUUGGCCAGCCUAAAAGAAUCCGGUAUAGAGCCUAUUCUUGUAUUUGAUGGUGUGGAUCACAAAAGAGAGAAAGCCUCCACUUUUAAAGAGAGAGGAAAGGAUAAAGCAAAAUGCAUUCAAACUGUACUUUUAGAGGGCAAUGAGUACAAAGCAGAUGGCUGUUUAUGUUUGCCAGUCUUUGCUAAAGUCGUCUUUAUGGAGGUAAUAAAAAAAUUUAGGAUUCCCUUUAUUGUUGCUGAUGGAGAUGCAGAUAGUUUAACUGCAUCAAUGGCAAAUUUUUAUGGAUGCCCAGCUCUUGCCAGCGAUUCCGAUUAUUACAUUUUCAAUGUUAAAGGUGGUUACAUACCUUUUGAAUACUUCCAUUGGAAAUCAAAGCCAAUAAACGGAAAGAUCUACCAUUCAAGCAAUUUCUCUGCAAAAUUUCGUGACCCUGAGAUUAUUUACCUAAUACCAGCACUGAUAGGUAAUGAUUUCCUUGAGUCUCCAGGCAUAACACGAGAUGUGAUAACUUCAGUCAUUGGUGGAGGGAUAGGCAGGAGAGGAAAUAAUAUCUAUAUUGAUGAUGAACUGGUUGCUCGACUGGUUGACCACAUUGCUUCCCUCUCAUCCUUUGAGGAAUUUUUCUCCAGCUCCUGCAAGUCACUAAAGUCAGAGAAAGUAAUGCUUAUUAGAGAAAACUUUUACAAGGCAAAAGAAAUGUACAGUGUUGAUAAAAUAAGUAUGGAUGAUGUUAUGAAGAGCACAGUACUGGAAACAGCCAAUGGGACACCACUACCUUCAUGGAUACUCAAGCAAUAUCGUGCUGGAUGCUUUUCAACUUCAGUAAUGAAGCCAAUGGUUCUUAAUGAAUGUAUGCUGCCAAUGAUCAUUGAUAAUCCUAAGAAGGAGUCCAAUAUGAAGAUUGGCGAGCCUCUGAGGAGACACUUGUAUGGCUUCUUAAAACCUUAUCUAAAGGUACAAAAAGUCAAAGAAGGCAUACAUGUACAUGUAUGUGUACGUGUUGGUCAAUAUGAUGUACAAUAUACAGUCAAAACACUUACUGCUCAGUCCCUAAUCACAAAUGUAGAUUUAAUAAGAGAUGAUGAGAGACUCAAAUUGCUCUGUGAUAUAAUUGGAGUUUCACCAGAUAAAUUGGACAAAUUUGAAGAUAAAUGGAAGCUGGUUGCACUGUCCUUGCAUUACUGGAGCAGAAACGCUGAGGCCCUUACUCAGCAACAGAUUGAUUCUCUUCUCUUUUGCUUUGUGGUUUAUUUCAGUGAGCAAGGAAGGGGCAUUAUUGCUAGUCAUUUUCGUUUUCAGAUUGAUGGUCGUUGGACCAAUCGCCAGCUUGACAGCCUCCACUCAUUCUCAAUGUGGCAAUGUGUGUAUAAUGAGGCCAUGAAACUAAAUGAUGUUCUUAAACGACCGCUUGAAUUCACUUCUCCAGCUCUUUUAUUUAAUGGUAGACUGUGCCUAAGUUAUGCUUGCAUGAAAGAAGCAGAUUUUGAUGCCAUCAAAGAAGAGACGCUGACUUCAUUUCUGGAUAUGGCAUUACUCUAUGAGGAGCUGUUAUCAGUUUGCAGCCCUAGAGAGGUUUCUAAGGGUAGCUCAUCUCAUAAAACAAGCAAGGAGAAGCAUAAGCAACCUGCAGCAGCUAAGAAGGCCCACAGUACACCGGUUAGUACUAAAAAUCCUUUUGAGCUCCCUCCAGAUUUUGAUGAAGAAAACCAAUUAUGUUAG
Molecule: messenger RNA, 1905 nt
Organism: Amphimedon queenslandica
Lineage: Eukaryota; Metazoa; Porifera; Demospongiae; Haplosclerida; Niphatidae
Product: protein asteroid homolog 1-like
Exons: 1
Coding region: 1-1905 (634 amino acids)
Molecular function (GO): nuclease activity
Source: RefSeq, a predicted model, not a curated record